Molecule: messenger RNA, 552 nt
Organism: Mesorhabditis spiculigera
Lineage: Eukaryota; Metazoa; Nematoda; Chromadorea; Rhabditida; Rhabditidae
Source: the annotation of a GenBank genome assembly
AUGGGGUCGUUUGACUGCGACCUCGCGGAGAACAUCAACUUCUUGCUGCAGGUGACCGUCAAGCUCUACGAACUCCGCGAUUUCCUCGUCGAGAGCGACGUGCGCGUUUUUGUGGUGUUUGCGAAGGAUGAUUGCAUGGCCACAAUUUUGCUGGAUAUCCAGGCGCUCGGGUAUAAGAGGGGAGAUCUCCAAUUCGUGCUCCCCUCAGUCCCGCUCAACGACUCGAAUCUGGACAUUCUCGAGUAUGCCUAUGCGGUAGAUGAUUACAUCGAAUUGGUGGAUACGUUCGAGAAUGUCAUUAUGAAUACGCCGAUUAAGGAUACGGAGACGGCCUGGGUUACGGUAUUCGGGAAAUACAACCCGCUGGAGGAAUUGGAGCCGGCUGAGGACAAUGUGGAUCCCAUUGACAUUCCGAUACUGUCCGCAAUUCUCAACGAGACGCGGACUUGCCAGAAGGACUGUGAGAAUGAGAUUGCGAACUUUCAGCCAGGCUGCUGCUGGAGCUGCACAGCUUGCCCCACAUUUGCCGUGGUCAAUGCUACGGUGCAGGUA